Molecule: messenger RNA, 4456 nt
Organism: Pelobates fuscus (common spadefoot toad)
Lineage: Eukaryota; Metazoa; Chordata; Amphibia; Anura; Pelobatidae
Gene: BRD1
Product: bromodomain containing 1
Exons: 13
Coding region: 224-3799 (1191 amino acids)
Biological process (GO): regulation of transcription by RNA polymerase II
Cellular component (GO): MOZ/MORF histone acetyltransferase complex
Molecular function (GO): protein binding
Source: RefSeq, a predicted model, not a curated record
CUGCUCUAACCGCAUUGUUUGUUUGAAAGACGGAAUCUGGGCCGAGCUGCGGCGGCCGCGAGGACUCUCCGGGAGAGGGAGGAGGAGGACCAGGAGGGAGCCGUGCAGCGAGCGGGGCCGCGGCUCGUUCCCUCACAGGGAGGGUCGGAGAGCCAUCGGCCGCCAUUAGCGGAUUCCCCGUCCUGUCAGCCGCUCCCAGUCCCGCGCGGGAAGGUCACCAAAAAUGAGGCGUAAAGGACGCUGGCACAGAGUUUCUGCACCACCCAGGACAUCUACAUCUCCGUGUAGUAUUAAACAUUCCCCCACUCGGGAAACCUUGACAUAUGCACAAGCCCAGAGAAUGGUUGAAAUAGAAAUAGAGGGUCGUCUGCACAGAAUUAGUAUUUUUGAUGCAUUAGACAUUAUUUCUGAUGAUGAUCUCACUGCUCAAGAAAUGACAGAAUGUAACAGCAAUAAAGAAAACAGUGAACAGCCACCACAGGUUUGUCUUCGGUCAAAAAGGCAUAAAGCUAGUAACGGCAAAAAGAAAAGUGAAGUUCUUCCAACAGCACAUGGACAUGCUGCCACAAGUGUUCUCCCUGAGCCUAAAGUACGUGUCAUAGAAUGCAGCCCUCCAUCUGCUCCCAACAGGCCUGCAACCUACUACAAGUUUCAAGAAAAGUCUGCGGAAGAACUGGACAAAGAAGUGGAAUAUGACAUGGAUGAAGAAGAUUACGCAUGGCUGGAAAUAAUAAAUGAGAGACGCAAAAGCGAUGGACUCUCGGUAGUUUCCCAAGACAUAUUUGAAUUCCUUAUGGACAGAUUUGAGAAAGAAUCAUACUGUGAAAAUCAAAAACAAGGUGACCAGCAGUCAUUAAUUGAUGAGGACGCAGUUUGUUGUAUCUGCAUGGAUGGGGAAUGUCAAAACAGUAAUGUUAUUUUGUUUUGUGAUAUGUGUAAUUUAGCUGUACAUCAGGAAUGUUAUGGAGUGCCAUACAUACCUGAGGGACAGUGGCUUUGUAGACAUUGUCUGCAGUCUCGUAAUAUGCCUAUUGAUUGCGUGCUGUGCCCAAACAAGGGAGGUGCCUUCAAAAAGACUGAUGACGAUCGCUGGGGACAUGUUGUUUGUGCUUUGUGGAUCCCAGAGGUUGGAUUUGCAAAUACAGUUUUUAUUGAACCUAUCGAUGGUGUAAGCAACAUUCCCCCAGCAAGGUGGAAACUAACUUGUUACCUCUGUAAGCAAAAAGGUGCUGGUGCCUGCAUCCAGUGCCAUAAGGCAAACUGUUACGUUGCUUUCCAUGUGACUUGUGCUCAGAAAGCUGGACUUUACAUGAAAAUGGAACCUGUGAAAGAAGUCAACGGAAGUAUCACAACAUUUUCUGUUAAAAAGACUGCUUAUUGCGAUGCUCAUACACCUUCAGGGUGUGUGAGAAGGCCAUUAAAUAUAUACGAAGAGCCAGAUUCGAAAAAUGGCAUCUGUAGAAAGGGUAGUGAUCGGACAGUACGGUCAACUUCCAAACUUAGGAAAAGAGCAAAGAAAAUGAAGAAAGAAGAAGAAGAAACAGAAGCUUGUGCAAUUGUACCCACAGUCAACGUACCAGAUAUUCCACCUCAGAGAGUUAACAAAAUAAUGAACCAGGUGUCUAUUCAACGGAAGAAACAGUUCAUUGAGAGAGUGCACAGCUAUUGGCUGCUGAAACGCAUGUCAAGGAAUGGCAUUCCCUUAUUGAGACGGCUACAGUCCAGUUUACAGUCACAGAGAAAUAUACAACAGAGGGAAGAUGAUGAAGAAGUACAGUCCUUGAAAAAUAAAUUAAAAUAUUGGCAACGGUUAAGGCAUGAUCUUGAAAGAGCGAGGUUAUUAAUUGAACUCAUACGAAAACGGGAAAAGCUAAAACGUGAACAGGUUAAAGUUGAACAGGUAGCUAUGGAGCUCCAGCUAACACCGCUGACGGUCCUGCUACGCUCCCUUCUUGAACAACUGCAGGAGAAAGAUCAGGCUCGGAUAUUCGCUCAUCCUGUAAAUCUCACAGAGGUUCCAGAUUACUUGGAUCACAUUAAGCAUCCCAUGGACUUCACUACCAUGAAGAGACAUCUAGAAGAUCAAAGAUACAAGAAUCUGAAUGAGUUUGAAGAAGAUUUCAACUUAAUUAUUGAGAACUGCAUGAAAUACAAUGCCAAGGACACCAUGUUUUUCAGGGCUGCAGUGAGGUUACGAGAUCAAGGUGGGGUGUUACUGAGACAGGCUAGACGUGAAGCAAAUGCUGUUGGUUUUGAUGAUGAAACGGGGAUGCAUUUACCUGAAAGACCAAAAAUUGAACCACCACCACAAUUUACAUGGGAAGAUGUUGAUAAACUACUGAACCCGGAAAACAGAGUGAACAUGUCUUUAGAGGAGCAACUGAAAGAGCUUCUAGAAAAACUAGAUCUGACCUUUGCUAUGAAAUCCAGUGGAUCAAGAAGUAAACGAUUAAAGUUGUUGAAAAAGGAGAUCAAUAAUGUACGUCAGAUGCUGUCUCAACAACAUGUCCAACCUCCCCAAAUAGAAUCGGGUAUCGGAAGCUUUGAAGAGGAGAAUGGAUCUAUAAUGGAAAAUGAUGGCGAAGAGGAUGGAGAUAAAUCUCCCCCUAAACUUGAACCAUCUGAUGCAUUACCUCUACCUUCAAACUCGGAGACUAAUUCAGAACCACCAACCCUCAAACCAAUAGAACUCAAUCCCGAGCAAAGUAAACUUUACAAAAGAGUCACAUUUGAUAAUGAAUUACAUAGUACCACUGUCCAGAAUGAAAUGCUAAAUGGACACAAUCCAGAACAUUUACUUAAGGACAGUAAUCUCACUGAGUCGUCAGAUUCUGAAGUAGCGGAAUCAUCAGCUGAUGUAAACAGACGUACAUCCAUUCUCUUCCGCAAAUCAAAAAGUGUAAGCCCCCAAAAGCCUGCAAAGAACGCUGAAACUCAGCCAACUUCUCCACAGCUAGGGACCAAAACCUUUUUGUCUGUAGUCCUUCCAAGGUUGGAGACACUCCUGCAGCCAAGGAAAAGAUCGCGGAGCACGUGUGCAGCUUCAGAAGCAGAUGAGGAGUCCCCUGUAAAGCGUUUGGAUACAGGUCUCGCUAAUGGUUAUGCAGAAGGCGAGAAGGCAAAGGACUUUGAUCUAGGUCGAAGUCGGAAGAUGGAACCUCGGCGACGUUGUGCGUCAGAAUCCAGUAUCUCUUCGAAUAGCAGCUUGUUGUGCAGUUCGAGUUUUAGUUUGCCAAAAUGUGGCAAGGGCAAACCAGCUCUCAUACGACGCCACACCAUAGAAGACAGAAGCGAAUUAAUAUCUUGCAUAGAAAAUGGGAAUUACGCAAGAGCAGCCCGAAUUGCAGCAGAGGUUGGGCAGACUAACAUGUGGGUCUCUGCAAGUGCAACUGCGUCGUUUCUCGAACCGUUAAAAGUUGUCUGGGCAAAGUGCAGUGGAUAUCCUUCUUAUCCAGCAUUGAUAAUUGACCCCAAGAUGCCCCGUGUUGGUUGUCAUCACAAUGGUGUUGCUAUCCCAGUGCCCCCACUGGAUGUUUUGAAAACUGGAGAACAAAUGCAGACAAGGGCUGAAGAAAAGUUAUUUUUGGUUUUAUUUUUUGAUAAUAAGCGAAGCUGGCAGUGGCUCCCAAAGUCAAAGAUGGUUCCCCUUGGAAUUGACGAAACCAUCGAUAAAUUGAAGAUGAUGGAAGGAAGAAAUUCAAGCAUUCGAAAAGCUGUACGGGUUGCUUAUGACAGAGCUGUGAACCAUUUAAGCAGGGUUCAAGGCGAAUCAGUUAGUGACUUUAGCGAUAUCGAUUGACUGCUAAAAGGACACAACGAGCCUCACAAACUGUUUAUCUAAGCUUUACUUCUAACCUCUUCCUCUGAAAGAAUGUAUUGAAGAUCUGAUUCCCAGUGACGGAAUGGGUGAAGAUGUUUUGUUAUGGAGCAUGCACCUUGCUGCCGUUCUCAUGAUUUUAUCCAUUUCCUGUAGUUCAGAGGAGCUUCCACUAAAGUUGUUAAAUGUCUUGUUUAUAGUGUUCAUAAUCUGUAUAUAACUGUAUAUUGGGGGAAAAUUAACUUAUUCAGACUUUUGAGGUAGUUCUUAAAUUCCCUAGGCUUUUGCCUUUUUUCUUUUUGAAGUUUUUUGGUUUUUUUUUUAUUUUUUUUAUUUGAUCUAAAUGUAGAUUUUGUUUUAAAAUGUAAAACAAAGGGUUGAAUCUUAGCACCACUUUACACAAAGAAAAUUGUUUUUUUUUGUAAAACUGCUAAAUUGGAAAGAAUAGCUAUGUUUAAAAUAUAUUUAAUACAUACUGCUACCUAGCGUGUCCAUUCUCAUAUUUUGACUACUGUAUUUAAUGGAAUAUUUUAAAAGAUGCAAUGACCAUGCAGAAGAGUACAAUGGGCUUAUAAAAUAUGCAUUUAUUUUAUUACAACGUCUGAAGAAUGCACUGGCAUUAAAGUAUUAUAUAUAGUA